Molecule: messenger RNA, 3467 nt
Organism: Arabidopsis arenosa
Lineage: Eukaryota; Viridiplantae; Streptophyta; Magnoliopsida; Brassicales; Brassicaceae
Source: the annotation of a GenBank genome assembly
ACGUUGUCCCUUUUAUAAGCACAUCAUCAGACUCCAAAUAAUUUCAUCAUCAAUCUUCUCCACACUUCAAUCACAAACAACAACAACAACAACAAAAGAAACAUAAUGCAGAUUCACAAACUCUGUUUUCUUGCUCUGUUCUUAGCUAACGCAGCUUUUGCCGUCAAAUUUAACUUCAAUUCUUUCGAUGGCAACAACUUGUUAUUCCUAGGAGACGCUGAGCUUGGUCCUUCCUCUGAUGGCGUUGAGCGAUCCGGAGCUUUAUCCAUGACCCGAGACGGAACCCCAUUCUCUCACGGUCAAGCCGCCGAUAACUCCGGGGCUUCGGGCGGCGGAUAUCUCGGAAUCCUCAACAAAACCAACGAUGGAAAGCCAGAAAACAACCUCAUAUUUAUCGAAUUGGACACUUUUCAAAACAAAGAGUCUAAUGACAUUAGUGGUAACCAUGUCGGAAUCAACAUCAACUCGAUGACUUCUCUUGUAGCUGAGAAAGCUGGUUAUUGGGUUCAGACAUUAGUCGGAAAAAGAAAAGUUUGGUCGUUUAAAGAUGUGAAUCUUAGCAGUGGAGAGAGGUUCAAGGUUUGGAUCGAGUUCAGAAGCAAAGACUCUAGGAAUACCAUAACGAUCGCGCCUGAAAACGUUAAGAAACCGAAGAGGCCUUUGAUCCAAGGUUCGAGAGUACUCAAUGAUGUUCUUCUUCAAAACAUGUACGCUGGUUUUGCUGGUUCCAUGGGACGUGCCGGUUCUUCAAAUUCUAACUCUAGGGGAUUCAAUACCUCUGGUGUUUCUGACAGGAACACUGAGUUUUUACCUGUUGAGAGAAUCACACCUCGUUCGAAGCCUUCCUCUCAUGUUGAUGAGUAUGUCAGAAGCUUGUUUGGUAGUACUAGUACACACAAGUCCGGUGAAGAUGAUUCUUUAGGGAUUGACCCUUUUGUUAGAUCCUUGGAAUGGGGUGAUGUUAGUUUGAGACAGUGGCUGGAUAAACCUGAACGAUCUGUUGAUGUUUUUGAGUGCUUGCACGUUUUCAGACAAAUUGUUGAGAUUGUGAAUGCAGCUCACUCUCAAGGCAUUGUUGUUCAUAAUGUCAGGCCAUCUUGUUUUGUCAUGUCUUCGUUUAACCAUGUUUCGUUCAUUGAAUCCGCUUCUUGUUCGGACUCUGGCUCUGAUUCUUUGGAGGAUGGUCCAAUUAGCCAGAAGGAAAUCGGUAGCUCGAGAAGAGAGGAAACUGUGUCAAAAGCUAUUGCAAAAGAAGAGAAAGGAGUCUACAAUAAGUUUUUGGAGAGACGAAUCGAGAAACUUGAGGAAGAAAAGGAUCAACCUUUUCCGAUGAAACAUAUAUUAGCAAUGGAGACAAGUUGGUAUACAAGCCCUGAAGAGGAUUUUGGUUCUUCAAGUACUUGUGCUUCAGAUGUUUACCGCCUUGGCGUCCUUCUUUUCGAGCUAUUUUGCCCUGUCCCUUCUAGAGAAGAGAAAUCAAGAACUAUGUCUAGUUUAAGACAUCGCGUUCUUCCGCCUCAGAUAUUGCUCAAAUGUCCAAAAGAAGCUUCUUUCUGCUUGUGGUUACUGCAUCCUGAGCCAAGUUGUCGACCAUCAAUGAGUGACUUGCUGCAAAGCGAGUUUAUAACUGAACCAAGAGAUAAUUUGGAAGAACGUGAAGCAGCAAUCGAGCUAAGGGAUAGAAUCGAGGAACAGGAGUCGUUACUCGAGUUCUUGUUACUGAUUCAACAGAGAAAGCAGGAAUCUGCGUAUAGAUUGCGUGAUACGGUUUCGCUUCUUUCUUCUGACAUUGAGCAAGUGGUAAAGAGACAAUUAAUUUUGAAGAAAAAGGGAAGCUCACUCUCUGAGUUCAGUAAAGAUGAUCAUCAAUAUCCCUCUGGUCAGCCAUUGAUAAGCUUCCAGGCAAACAAGGAGCCAUCAGCAUUCUUGGCCUCAAGAAAACGAUUUAGACAAGGGGUUCCAGCAUUGGAAAACGAUGUUGAAGUUGAUGAAGAGAGUCAAGGAAGCACACUUCUUGAAAGCUCCCGGUUGAUGAGAAACUUCAAGAAACUAGAAUCGGUCUACUUUCUGACAAGGCGAAGGCAAUUGAAGGCUGCUGCUUCAGGAAAAUCAUUAACUAGACACUCGCCGUUAAGUAGUGAAAACGGAAGAGGUUCAAUGAUUGUCUCAGAGAAAAGUUCAGUAAGCAACCCGGCGGCACCCAAAGAUUUCUACAAUCAUGAUUCAAGGCAAGGGGGGUGGAUAGAUCCAUUUCUUGAGGGUUUGUGCAGAUAUUUAUCAUUCAGUAAGCUAAGAGUGAAAGCAGAUUUGAAACAAGGAGAUUUGUUGAACUCCUCUAACCUCGUUUGCGCCCUUGCUUUUGACCGGGAUGGAGAAUUAUUCGCCACUGCGGGUGUCAACAAGAAAAUCAAGAUAUUUGAAUGUAAUUCCAUUGUAAACAAUAACCGGGAUAUUCACUAUCCAGUUGUGGAACUGGCUGGUCGGUCAAAGCUAAGUAGUUUAUGUUGGAACAGCUACAUAAAGAGUCAAAUUGCAUCAAGUAACUUUGAUGGCGUGGUUCAGAUAUGGGAUGUUGCGAGAAGCCAGCUGGUUACAGAGAUGAAGGAGCACAAGAAGCGAGUAUGGUCCAUCGAUAUUUCAUCAGCAGACCCGACUUUGCUUGCUAGCGGAAGCGAUGAUGGAACUGGAGUUAGCAUUGGGACCAUUAAGACAAAGGCCAAUGUAUGCUGUGUCCAGUUUCCAUCAGACUCAGGAAGGUCUCUAGCGUUUGGUUCUGCAGAUCACAAAGUGUAUUACUACGAUCUUCGAAACCCCAAGAUUCCUCUUUGCACAAUGAUUGGUCAUAGCAAGACAGUGAGUUAUGUUAAGUUUGUAGAUUCAUCCACUCUUGUGUCCUCUUCUACUGAUAACACACUGAAGCUUUGGGACUUGUCGAUGUCUGCUUCUGGGAUUAAUGAAACCCCUCUUCACUCAUUCACUGGACACACUAAUUUAAAGAACUUUGUUGGCUUAUCGGUCUCUGAUGGGUAUAUAGCAACUGGCUCAGAGACUAACGAGGUUUUCGUGUACCACAAGGCAUUCCCAAUGCCAGUGAUGUCGUACAUGUUCAACAACACUGACUCUGUGUCUGGUCUCGAAGUAGAUGAUGCCUCACAGUUCAUAUCUUCGAUCUGCUGGCGAGGACAGUCGUCUACGUUAGUCGCUGCUAACUCCAAUGGCAACAUCAAAAUUCUGGAGAUGAUGGCUUGAGCCUCUCAUAGAUCUCUUGUACUUCUUCACCGCAAGAGAUUGCUCUGCUGGAGUGAUUGAUAUAGGGUAAACCAUUUUUACCAAAAAAAGAUAGGAAAGUGGAAACAUUGUGUAUAGAAUUUCUUUUGGAAAAAAAAAGAGAGGAUACAAAUAUUGGAUCUUUGUAUUUGUAUAUUCUGUUAUAAUUGAAAACAUCUCAAUAAAAAAGGUUAUAAUUU